Penicillium lagena is the source of this 315-nucleotide messenger RNA. RefSeq lists its product as uncharacterized. The record is from RefSeq and is a predicted model, not a curated record. The coding region runs from base 1 to 315 and encodes 104 amino acids. NCBI's taxonomy places the organism in Eukaryota, Fungi, Ascomycota, Eurotiomycetes, Eurotiales, Aspergillaceae. The transcript has a single exon.
AUGGCGGACUGCGUUGUUCCGCGCUCUGACGUCGGUGUGUCCAGGCCUUUGCCCGCUAAAGGAUUCGACGUGGUUGCAGCCCCAGCUCGUUAUCGCGUCAUGAGCCUGUGGCCCUCGAGGAACCACCAAAAUGAUAGGAGAGGGCAUCAUGAACGACUCCCGCAUUAUUCCGUCAUGGAUCGUUUGGCUAUCCGGAUCAGUGUACCCAAUACGAAGUCGCCCGGAGCAGAUCCGACGGUUGAGUUCGUUUCGCGCGUGGGUCACGAUGAGGUCAGGCUAGGAGUAGGACCCCUGGCCGGCAAUCAUGAGGGUUGA